UCACCGGAGGGGCUGAGAGCACACAGCCCCGGAAAGUUAAGGUGGUGCUUAGAGCGGGCCAGGCUGUCCUCAUGUCCACUGACGGGCUAGAAGCGACGGGAAAAAGUCAAGCUCCACUUAGAUCAUUUCAUUUCAAGUUUUCUCCGGUUGUUUGAGGGUUUUUAUUUUAUUUUUUUUACAGAGUAGGAGGCAGCAGCAGCUACGCCCUGGGGCUGAAAUUACGGACUCACUAUGUCUGAUGGGGAGUAUGAUUACCUUAUCAAGUUCCUAGCGCUGGGGGACUCCGGAGUGGGAAAGACCAGCUUUCUCUACCAAUACACGGAUGGCCAUUUCAACAACAAGUUCAUCACUACAGUUGGAAUAGACUUCAGAGAAAGAAGAGUGAUCUACAAUUCAACCGGUCCAGAUGGAACUACAGGCAGGGGACAGAAAAUCCACCUGCAGCUUUGGGACACUGCAGGACAAGAGAGGUUCCGAAGUUUGACCACAGCUUUUUUCCGAGAUGCCAUGGGUUUCCUCCUCCUGUUUGAUCUCACCAAUGAGCAAAGUUUCCUCAACGUCAGAAACUGGAUGAGUCAGUUACAGAUUCACGCAUAUUGUGAAAAUCCUGAUGUGGUUUUGUGUGGAAACAAAUGUGACCUGAGUGACCAGAGAGCCGUGAGCCAGGAGGAGGCUCGAGAACUGGCGGAGAAAUACGGAAUCACAUACUUUGAGACCAGCGCUGCAAGCGGCCAGAAUGUCAGCGAGGCUGUGGACGUCCUGCUGGAUCUGAUUAUGAAGAGGAUGGAGAGGUGUGUCGAUAAGUCCUGGAUCCCAGAUGGGACCGUCCGUGCUAACGGACCUUCCAACCUGGACCUCUCUGAGGGCUCUGAUAGAGGCAAAUGUGCUUGUUAGAAAGAAUAUUUUGUUGCACACAUUUUCAUUUCUAUAACAGGUGGGGGGAGAAAAGGAAGAUGCCCAAGCAAAACACAGUGGGAGUUUUAUUACAUUUUGUAUUGAGUAAAACUUUAUCAUCUUCUUCAACAAUAUAUAUAUAUAUGCCACUUUACCCCACAAUUCAGAGUAUUACUUGUUUACUGUCACUGACUUGCUGAGCAGUUUACCAGCUAAGUUGGUGCUCUUUGUUCUGAAUACAUUCAUAUUAUUGUGAUUUUUGGGGUAUUUAUUUUCCUUAUGGUUCCUAAUGAACAGCUCCAGUUUCCACAUUGAGUUAAAGAUAUUGAUCCUCGAUUCAAAUAAUAAAAGAACACUGAGUCUGUUUGUUACAUGUGCUAUUAUGUUAUCAGGAAUGCUCAACUGCUGUGUAAACAUUUUAAUGAAUGUACUUUAGGUCACCAAUGUUGUGUUACUGAUACUUUAAGUGCCUCAAUGAAUACUGCAAUCUUACAGGAUCCUGCCAGAGAAAAUGUAGCUCUUCUUGGUGGACAGUAAACAUGUUAAUGUUUCUUUAGUCUGUACUCUGAUUUGAGUGCAGUUUUUGCCAACAGCAUAAAGAAAAAUUAUGUAAACAUUUUAGAUGAGAUGUGGGGUAUCUAAGGAAAAACAGAG
Molecule: messenger RNA, 1548 nt
Organism: Cyprinodon tularosa
Lineage: Eukaryota; Metazoa; Chordata; Actinopteri; Cyprinodontiformes; Cyprinodontidae
Gene: rab27a
Product: RAB27A, member RAS oncogene family
Exons: 6
Coding region: 232-894 (220 amino acids)
Biological process (GO): melanosome transport; positive regulation of exocytosis
Cellular component (GO): melanosome; secretory granule
Molecular function (GO): GTP binding; GTPase activity
Source: RefSeq, a predicted model, not a curated record